AUGCUCACCUCUGCAAACAAGUAUGUCAAAAGAAUUUUGCGGUUUAUCGGUGCAGUGAUUUUUGAAGUUUCGCAACAACGCGGACGGCUGUUUCGUCGCACCCACCCAUCAGUUUCAAGUUACAUAGUGCAUCUAUGUGAUUUUUGUUGUCAAUCUGCUUACUCUGGCUUUACUUACAUACCAUGGUUUUGGUUACCCAAAAAAAAAAAUGUCCAUCAAUUUUUAGAGGUUUGA
This is a messenger RNA of Lactuca virosa, 234 nucleotides long. Lineage: Eukaryota; Viridiplantae; Streptophyta; Magnoliopsida; Asterales; Asteraceae. The record is from the annotation of a GenBank genome assembly.